AUGUCUGCUGUCAAGUUCCAGUGUCCGCCCUACAAGCUUUUCGAGCCUGAAUACCAUCCCCAAAAGCCAAUAAUUGUUGGAGUGGACGACAGGCUCGAGUCGCCUGACACGCUCACGCUUCGUUACGAAGAAGCUGCUCGAGCAGCGAACGGGGGAGACCCAAGAGGGGACUCCCCUCCUAGGCUCUUGGAGAUGGCGACCUACACCAAGGCACAGCUGCCCUCGAUGCAUGCCGGUUACGAUGCAACUCGAUAUCAGGAUGCCAGCUAUGAGCAGUAUUCGGCGCAGUCGUUCCCUACACAGCAACAGACUGAAAAGUUUGCCCAGCUGAACCAGCAAAACUUUGCGUCCAACAAUGCCGCUGUUCCUCAGUAUAUGCCUGCGGGCCCUACGGUGCUGUCAUGCCAACCUACGACAGGUAUGGUAGGAACCAAGAUCUUUAUCAAGCUCUCCUCGCAGUACGAUCUAUUCUCGCUCUCCUCGCCGAUGCCAAUAUGGUUUCUCCUGUUUGGGUCAGAGAAGUGCACAGCGCAGGAUGUGUCCAGAGAUGUGCAAGACAGCUCUGGAUUUCUUUAUACCUGCAGUGGAGAAGCACCGCAAUUUUUGGUCACAGGCUGCGCCAACAGCAACGUGCCGCUGUCACUCCUUCUCGAAGGGCCUUCGGGAGAAGAGAUCUCGCGGACCGUUGUAGGCACUUUUCAGUAUUUUGAAGGGUCGGGAGAUGACAUCACGCGGUCAACUAAGAUACCCAAGCAUGAGGACGCGGCACCUGCCCCUGCAGUAGAUCAGCCGAGUACCUCGCCCAAGGCUGGCGAGCCUCAGCUGCCAUCGGAGCCUCCUACAAAUACCUACGAGUAUCCAGCUCAACAGGGACAGUAUGGCAACACAUUUACGCAAGGAAAUAACGAUAUGCUUAGCACAUACAGGAGCACGAGCUUCACCGACCCUCACUACCACCGGCGUCCGGCGGCGACGGCGGGAUGGAGCCCAUACCCGAGCACCCUGGGGAGCACGGGGAGGAACUCGGCGGCAGGCUUGGACCCGACAAUGGCGGGACGCCCAAACUUGACGCCACUGCCGAUACCAUCCUCAUCUCAGUCUGGCACACCGCAGUUGAUUCGAACAAGCACCAUCGCCAACAGUGCUGGAAGCAACUCGAGCUACCAUCCCAUCUCUCUUUACUCGAGCAAGGCGGUGCUCAAGAUUGCGGGAAAGUUGGAGACCAUGGCGGAGAACUGGACACAGGAGGAGUGGGAGAACCGUCGACGCAUCGUCCUCUUCCGUAAGACUCAGAGAGGAUCGACCCUCAACGCAACCUUCCAGCCCGUGGGUGUCCAAGACAGACCCCCAAACAGUGUCUGCAUUUCGUGCAUCUGGUGGGCUGAGAAGAACGAGUGUUACGUCACUUCGGUCGACACUAUCUAUCUUCUUGAGCAACUGGUGGCCGCACCAAACCGUUUCAGCGUCGAGGAGAAGAACCGGAUCCGACGCAACCUGGAGGGCUUCCAUCCCCAAACAGUAUCCAAGGCCAAGGCAGAGAGCGAGGAGUUCUUCAAGAUCAUCAUGGCAUUUCCUAACCCCAAGCCCCGCAACAUCGAGAAGGACGUCAAGGUGUUCCCGUGGAAGAUUCUCGAGUCAGCUCUCAAGAAGAUCAUCGGCAAGUAUAGCGCGAGCCCCAGCAGCACACUCCCGCCCGCCAACGUCAUGAGCCAACCGAGUGCUCCGUACGCUCCGCUUCCCACGCCUCCUGGACCGGGCAUGGCUUCACACACCGACCCUCACCAGCAAUACUCCCUUCCCCAGCACCACGACUCGAUUCCCUCUCCCCGGUCGCUAUCGGGUUCUCAGCCAAGCUGGACCCCAUAUGCCGCAGCACCAGGAUACUCGACAACCACCUCCCGAACCCUCAGCCCUGGCCUACGCAACUCCAGCCCACAGCAGCCGCAGCCGCCCCUGCGCAUCACCACCACGCCCCUGCCGGCGGUUUCGACUUACGACAGCCGAAGUGGAGGAUAUGGGGCGACAGGAUUACACACGCCGAUUAGCCACCACCCGCCUGCUGCGACGCCCCCAAGAUGGGACCCUACGCCCGCAACAUAUCCCGAGAGCUACCCCAGCCUGACAUCGCAGACGGCUCAGCCAGUCUACAGCGCAGGAGGAUAUGGCGAGCCGGCACCCAGGGCAUGA
Fusarium keratoplasticum is the source of this 2187-nucleotide messenger RNA. RefSeq lists its product as uncharacterized. Bases 1 to 2187 code for a protein of 728 amino acids. Gene Ontology annotation, cellular component: nucleus. Lineage: Eukaryota; Fungi; Ascomycota; Sordariomycetes; Hypocreales; Nectriaceae. The transcript is spliced from 3 exons. The record is from RefSeq and is a predicted model, not a curated record.